AUGAAGGUGCUGUGUCCUAAAGAUACCAAUGCCCUCCGCUCUGCGAGCAACAAAAACCUCAAAAUUGAUAAAAAGCGCUUCAAUGGCAGCGGUAGAAAGCAGCCGAUAAGAUUGCCACAGGUCUCUGGAAAUGUAGAUGGAAGCCCAGUUGCAAGGUCUCCCAGGAAGUCUGAGGUCGCUUCAGCAGGUUUGAGUUUGGCGCCAGCCGCGGGCGAGAGAGAAUCGCUGGAUUCGGCUUUAAGCCUAACACCACAUCAUGUAAAUUCUGACUCUUUAACACAGCAGGCUUUGGAUCAACUACAAUAUACCAUAUGCGAGCGGGAAAUGGAUAUCGUGUCGUGCGGUCAUCCUUUUUGUCAUCGAUUGAGAUCCGUGAAACUGCCCCUCUCUGAAUUUCGAAACCUCUUUCUUUUUGAUUUGGAGAUGAUACCCGACCAGUUCCGAUCUCAAAUGACCAACCUGCGAAACUGUUGCUACAGCAGUCAAAUAUAUCGUGACAUUUAUUCUGAUUGGAAAAUACUGUCGACAGAUAAUCAAGGUGAGAAUAACAAGGGCUUUGAGAAAUUUGAUUGUAGCCAGCUAUGGAUAGGUGCACCUGCACGGGCAGUUUCGACGGUGCAAGAUUUGUCGGGCUCACAUACUAGCGACAGGGUUCGCAGCAGGCGGAGGGCCAUGCCCGGGUCUUUUCUGGCCACACGAAAUCAAGUUGCCGUAUUUGAAGAGCCCGUCAACCCCUCGGAGCUACUGAAGGACUCCUCAUCACUGUCUUCGUCGACUGACGGGAAACCAGUUGAACACUGUCGCCUAUACCGUCAUAACAAUUAG
Molecule: messenger RNA, 825 nt
Organism: Lachancea dasiensis
Lineage: Eukaryota; Fungi; Ascomycota; Saccharomycetes; Saccharomycetales; Saccharomycetaceae
Source: the annotation of a GenBank genome assembly